This is a messenger RNA of Zingiber officinale, 3722 nucleotides long. Its product is annotated as WD repeat-containing protein 44-like. Gene Ontology annotation, molecular function: protein binding. The coding region runs from base 711 to 3452 and encodes 913 amino acids. The transcript is spliced from 7 exons. Lineage: Eukaryota; Viridiplantae; Streptophyta; Magnoliopsida; Zingiberales; Zingiberaceae. The record is from RefSeq and is a predicted model, not a curated record.
UCAGAUGAUAUGAGUUCACAUUCAUUUUCGGAAGUCCCUAAGCCUAUUUUCUCUAAGAAAAUAUACACCAUGUGAUAAGGUUUAGAAGCACAAAAAAUUCCGAAAUGAAACACCGUUUAGUAUGAAUCGUGGAGAUACGCUAUUAUAUUUAAUUUCGUUUCAACUUUUCGAUAUGAAUACGUUAUUAAUGAUCCUAAACAUGUUAAAAUCGAUUUAAUUUAUAUUUACAGGCGGCGGCAGAGUUCGGGUGGGUGAAGCCGGUGUUCGGAUCGUGCCACUUCCCCUCCGCCGGAAGCGGCGCGUGGGCUACGUGGGGUUGAUGGAGAGCGCAGGAGGAGACGAGGACUGGGUGAUCUACGCUCAUCUGCCAGACAACGUGGCGGCGGUGCUAGAAGCCGACUCCCCGCCGGUGCUUCAGGCAUUCACGCUGGAUAUUAAUUAAUAUUUGUAACUUAUUAUUAUUAUUAUUAUUACCGUGAUGAAUACGCGAGGAAAAGAAAGGAGGUUGAAAGUGAAGAAGAGGAGCAAAAGAAAGGGAAGACUAUUUCAAAGAACAAAGCCGUCUCCGAAGUCCCCUCGCGCCCCUCCACCACUCCUCACGUCGUCCUCAUCUUCUCUUUCCCUUCCACCAUAUUCCACGAUGGCCCUCAUCCUCCGCAAGCCUCUCUGCUGUUGUCCCUCCGCCUGGGACGACCUACUCCUCCAUCACCAUGACCACGGCCACCGAAUCCACCAGGAAACAACCGCCGAGGACAGCAACAAAUGGAUCUCCAGCCCCUGCCGCUCCGCAACGUCAUCACCAGCGCGAGGAGGCAGAGCAGGAGGAGGAGGAGGAGGGGGUAGAUGGCGACGAAGUAGGAGAAGAAGAUGAUGAUUCCUUCUUUGAGUCUUUCGAUCGCGUCCCUUCCAACGUCUCCUUCCUCUACGAUCUACCUACGGAUUCUGACGAUGAUGAGGACGAAGACGAUGCUCGCACCUCCUUUGCCUCCGCCAUCGCUCCGCCCUGCCACCUCCGCGGCGUCACCUUCUCCCGCGAGGAGUUUCUCCAGGAAUGCCAGAAGGAAGAGUGCGGCAGCAGCGGAUACGACUACGGAAUUUGGAUGGACGAGCCCACCUCGAUCGAAGAACGCCGGCGGAGGCUCCUCCAGGGAAUGGGCUUCGCCAGCGGUAAGGAUCUCCAUUCCUCCCUGCGGAUCCGCUGCCGAAAGGUCCCCGAAGCCAACGGCGCCUGCGAUUCGGGUCCCAUGGUGGUCUCUUCCGCGUCGCCGCCGCACCGGCAGGCCGUCGUCUCCAGAUGCCGAUCCGAUGCGGAACUGACGGCGCCGCGGCGUCCCUCGAAACCCUCUACCAUGCAGCGAUCUGCCUCCUCCCCGCCCACUUUUUGCGACCGCCGAGUGCGAAAUGGUUCCGGAGCCGCCGACGGCGCUGGAAUAGGAGGUGGGGAGCAGGAAGAGAGCGGUGUCUUCCGGAUCAAGAACCUUGACACGGGGAAGGAGUUGCUAGUCAGCGAGUCCAAAAAGGACGGAGAUUGGGGGUUCAAUGAUCUCCAGACCGGGAUGCAGCUCAGCAUGGAGGAGUUCGAGCAAUUCCUUGGCACCUCCCCGAUCGUGAAGGAGCUAAUGCGCCGUGUCAGCUUGGACGGCGGAGCACAGCCGCUGAGCAAAGAAAAGGCCAUCGACUCUCCUGUUAGCGCCAAGAGAUCGAAAUUGGGCUACAGAAAGAAAGGUAGCUGGCUCAAGAAUAUCAAGCACGUCGCGAACUCUGUCACCGGGCGUAGUACCGAGAAGGAGGAGAAGGGUGAUAUUGGAUAUAAAAUGACGAGGAAGUCAACGGGCGACGGCUCCUCGGAGCUGAUGAAAGUGCAUCAACACGGCAAAUCCUACAAGGAACUCACCGGACUCUACAUGAGCCAGGAGAUUCGUGCCCAUGAGGGAUCCAUAUGGAGCAUCAAAUUCAGCUGUGAUGGCAAAUAUUUGGCCAGCGCUGGGGAGGACCGCGUCGUCCGAGUGUGGCAAGUCAGAGAAUCCGAUAUCCUCUCGACGCCCUUGCGGCGUCAAGAGGCUCGCUCCCUCCGUAAAUCUACACUGCAUGAAUCCCCCGACCGUUCCCCCCUCCUUGGAUCCCACCGGACAAGGAGGAACAAGAUGUUCAAGUGCAAGAAGUCGCUUCCUAACUACAUUGUAUUGCCGGAGGUUAUUUUCUCACUCUCAGAGGAGCCGAUUUGCUCAUUGGAAGGGCAUUUGGACGAUGUCUUGGAUCUCUCGUGGUCUAAAUCGCAGCAUUUGUUAUCCUCCUCAAUGGAUAAGACGGUCAGAUUAUGGAACAUGGAAAGUAAAGUUUGUCUGAAGUUGUUUGCUCACAACGAUUAUGUGACAUGCAUCCAGUUCAACCCAAUUGAUGAUAGGUACUUCAUUAGUGGUUCCCUUGAUUCAAAAGUUCGGAUCUGGAGCAUACCAGAGCAUCAUGUUGUUGACUGGAGUGAUCUCCAUGAGAUGGUUACAGCUGCAUGUUAUACACCAGAUGGUCAGGCUGCUUUAGUUGGCUCUCAUAAAGGUAGCUGCCGGCGCUACAAGACCUUUGAUUGUAAGCUUUCUCAAGAAAGUCAGAUAGGCAUACGGAAAAAGAAGGCGACACACGCAAAAAAGAUUACUGGAUUCCAGUUUGCUCCAGGUGAUCCAUCUGAAGUGUUGAUUACCUCAGCUGACUCACGGGUUCGAGUAUUCAAUGGCCUAAAAAUGAUUCACAAAUUUAGAGGUUUCAGGAAUACUAGUAGCCAAAUAUCUGCAUCAUAUACCUCAGAUGGGAAGUAUAUAAUAUGCGCAAGUGAGGAUUCUCAUGUUUAUUUAUGGAAGAGAGAGACAGGGCAAGUUGUAAGUUCUGGGGGUAGAAAAAAAGCUUGGACUACCACUCGGUCGCACGAGUACUUCUACUGCAAGGAUGUAUCUGUCGCAAUUCCAUGGCCAAAUGCCGGAAGCAACUGUUUCCCCCCGUCUUUCCCCCCAUUUUCACAGAGAUUCAAUCAGCAGGAAUCCCUCAGAUAUACUGACUCCCAGCGAUCUACGACCUCACUCGAUGACAUCUUCCACAAUGACAGGAGUCAUUAUCCACCUCUUCCACCUCUUCCAAAGAAGAGUUUGAUAGAGCAGGCACAAUCGGAGGAGGUCAGGAAGUUGUCUUAUUCAGGUGGAGACAUUGGGAGUGACUCGUUUGCUUCAGGUUCUGAUUCUAUGAGGUGUGGUCCAGUGCCCUCGUCGAUGUCAGAGCCCAGAAAUUUGUCUUCUUUCUCCUCAUGGGGAUGGUACAACGGUGGUGGCGGUACCAGGACAAGCAGCAGCGAUCCUUCAAAUGCAUGGGGCUUAAUCGUCGUCACCGCUGGCCUGAGUGGAAACAUCAGGAUCUACCAGAACUUUGGCAUGCCAGUUCGCCUCAGCAGACAAACCAAUCUAUUUUGAAGAAAGAUUCUGAAGUUUUCUUCCUUUUUUAUUUUCAGUAUUCUUUGUUCACUUAUGUUGACUCUUGAAUUUGGUAAUAGCAAUGAACUUCGUGUCAUUGGUGCUGUACCCAACUUCAUUGUGUCAUCAUGGAAACACAUCGAUUUGUAUUUGUACAUUAGGAUUUGAUAGGGGGUCGACCCACUGUUUUUAUUGUGGACAAACUUUCUUGUACAAUUGUUAAUGUGCUUUUUAGCUUUCUAAUGAAUUGAAGCGAAGUAUUGCUGCAAA